CCAGGGGAGCGCACAGCAAGCCAGUGCAGGUGCUGGCGAGAUAAUGGGCAUUAACACUCUUUCCUGGGGUAUCUCCGCUCACAGAUCCGGGGGACGGUGACCAAUCCCACAGCCCCCCAUCGGAGCGGGUGGCACUGCCAGACCCAGGUGUCACCCCGGGGCCAUGGCAGGCAAGCCGCUAGCCCUGUCCCAGGAGGCUCUGGCCCAGUUCAACCAGGCGGUAGCGUCAGAGAACCCGGAGGCCGCACACCUGAGGGUGGGCUCGCUGUCCACCCGCCGCAGCUCUCACUCGGUGGACAACCCACCCAGGCCCCUGAUGCGGCUGAAGAGCAUAGAGGAGGGGAAGCCGCCCUCCCUGCACUCCCGGAGGAGCUCCGUCAUGAGCAUCGCCAACGCCCCCUUCACCAGCCGAAGAAACUCUGUCUCCAUGGCAAUGGGAGGGAGGCGCCUCUCCAUCGGCCCCUGGAUGCACAGCGGGCGGGUGAGCUUCUCGGGGCUCCCCCUCUUCCAGCCCAUCCGGGAGACGCAGUAUGAGAACACCUACAAGACCCGGCCAGACGAAGGCUGCAAGUUCGACGCCUGCCGGGCCCAGCGGGCACUGGAGUCCAUCCUCACCAGUUACCUGGGGGAUGCCAAGUACAACCCGCUGACGAGCGGGCAGCUGGCCCAGAGCCUGUCUGAGCUCAUCCGCAGCCGCCUGAAGGACCUCACCCCGCCCCGCUACAAGCUGGUCUGUAACGUCUUCCUGGGCCAGCAGGGCCAGCAGAGCCUGCAGGUGGCCAGCCGCUGCCUCUGGGACACGGAGAAUGACAGCGUCGCCUCCGCCACCUUCGUCAACGCCUCCCUCUUUGCCGUGGCCACGGUGCACGGGCUGUACUUCGAGUAGCGCCCGGGCCAGCUCCUGCCAGGAUCGGAGUGCCACACUCCGCCGACGGCACGGCAGGAGAGGCCCAGCCAGCAAUAAAGAGAAGCUUGCCCUGACCUCUGGGGCUUGUAUUAA
Messenger RNA from Malaclemys terrapin pileata, 1000 nucleotides. It is a transcript of the gene DYNLT4, whose product is annotated as dynein light chain Tctex-type 4. Gene Ontology annotation, molecular function: dynein intermediate chain binding. Bases 164 to 886 code for a protein of 240 amino acids. Gene Ontology annotation, biological process: microtubule-based movement. Lineage: Eukaryota; Metazoa; Chordata; Testudines; Emydidae. The record is from RefSeq and is a predicted model, not a curated record. The transcript is spliced from 2 exons. Gene Ontology annotation, cellular component: cytoplasmic dynein complex; cytoplasm.